Messenger RNA from Hydractinia symbiolongicarpus, 5080 nucleotides. Its product is annotated as microtubule-associated protein 9-like. Lineage: Eukaryota; Metazoa; Cnidaria; Hydrozoa; Anthoathecata; Hydractiniidae. The transcript has 10 exons. Gene Ontology annotation, biological process: mitotic spindle assembly; regulation of mitotic cytokinesis; mitotic cytokinesis. The record is from RefSeq and is a predicted model, not a curated record. Gene Ontology annotation, molecular function: microtubule binding. Bases 1450 to 4899 code for a protein of 1149 amino acids. Gene Ontology annotation, cellular component: astral microtubule.
UUAGUAAUUAAGAUAAUUUUAUGUGACCGACAUCUAUACUGUGAUACGGGUCCAACCUCGUCCCUAGCAUUUCCCGUAUAAGUUAAUUCCUUUAGGGUACUCCUUGUGUUACAGACAGUUUGUGGGGUGGCGAAAAAAGGGUCUGCAAACGAUGUUGAGUGACGCUAUAUUUUUAUAGCACUGGGAACGAAUUUAGUCGCUCCGAUCUAAAAAUCCCAGGAAAAAAUACGCCCAAACGACCGACUGACUUAUUCUUGCCGGGUCUUCAGGACCCGAACAUAACAUAUUUUUGAUGGUGGACUUAUGUGUAUUUUUGUGAUAAAUUUAAAUGGGGGAAGCUAUUGAUAACUCUGGUGCACAUGCUGACAUGUUAUUUCUAUGUUCUUAAAGCAAAGUAUAAACAUUAUGUCACACUGAAACCCUUAUGUACAUUCAUAUUUCAUGUUUACUGUGAUUAUCUAUAUUUAAUGUUUGUUGACAUUGGUUUGUAAGAUAAAAAUAUUUUUGUAAAAGAAAUCAUCCCUUCAAAAAUUGUUUAGACCACACCACACCUCUUUUGUGAAAAUAGUCCUGCUGAAAGUUGUUUGCCUGUGGCCCCUAAGAAUUGCAUGUACAAGAAACUACUGUAUUUAUUUGUAACAUUUUGCUUUGCUUUUUUUUCUCUUUAUAUAAAGGAAUGUUGUAUCUGGGUGCAGGCCAUUUCGUGAGAGGCGUGCGAUCGCAGGCGCACGCCCCCACACACGUGCAGAUUUGUUUAGGUGUGCGAUUCAUUGCACGCGCAAAACGUUGCCAUAAUUAAAAGUUAUUGUAUUUAUAACAAAGAAAAUUUAUUAAAUAAACCUUAAAAAUAAACUAUCAUUCUUUUACUGAACUCUAAAAAUAAACGGUCAUUCUUUUACUGAACUUACAAUAGAUUGCACGUGAGCAGUCUUUACCAAAUGUUGAUAAUGUGAAUUUAAUUGCUACCAUUUGCUUUUAUUCUUUCUUUUUGCCGACCAAGGGGUAUAUUAUGCAGAACAGAUAUAGGUUGCUAACGACCUAGUGUGUGGCCACUAUCUUUUGAAGAAUUUGUUUCUUUUUCCUUUCAAAUUUUGUGAACCAAUGAAAACAUUGACAUUGUUAAUGAUGGGAUCGUCGAUAUUUUAUUUUGUUUGUUCAGUUUGGUUUAAUGUGGAGAUUAUAUCAGCGCUAUAAGUUUUUUUUAAAAAUAUCUGAAAAAAGAACGAAAGGAAAUAAAGUUGAAUUAAAAACUUUUGAAAGUUGGGGUAAAUCAGAUAUUCUUGUUUGGAAGACAGAGGAAAAAGAUGGAAAGGUAUUAAUGAACUAUGUUUGGUGUAAAGUUUGUACGAGGUAUAAAACGGAAAUUACUUCUCGAUUAAAAGGAAAUGCGAAGACAGCUGCGUUAGCGUUAUAAACGGUACAAAUGUGAUAACAAAAUACCAGAUUAACAUGACAGAAGUUGAUGAAUGUAAUCCUACAACUCGUGAUCCAUUUCAAUUAGAACUUCUGGAAGCUGUUAUGCGACACAGAUCACGCUCAGGUGAAGUUAAAGAGGAGAACAACAACUAUCAGAAAUUUGAUCCUGUCAUCAAUGAGAAAAUGUCCAAAUAUUCUUCAAAACAACAGUUGGAGCAAUCGAAACACAGAUAUAUUUUCACAUCUCUGUCUGACAAUGAAGAGGACAAUGAUGUUGUGGUGACAAAAAAUAAAAGUAAAACGAAUGAUGAUUCGAGUCAGAAAAAUAUAAAUGAUAGAGACAAUUUUCUGAACGCGUUUUUAGACAUAGAUUUAAACCAAAAGCAUCAAACACAUGAACCUGUUCCAGAGCCUAGACAUAAUGUAACCCGUGAAGCGAAAGGUAAUCGUCCAAUUCCACAGCCUAGAGUUAAAACACCACGUCAGGAGGACGCAAUGAAAUUCAAACGAGGUAAAGAGUAUGAUGGGAAACGAUAUGCACACGAUACGAUAGAAAGCAAUCCAAUAGACUAUCUGAGAAAUAACAAGAACGAAAAACACGAUAUGAAGGUUAAACUCGAUAUAAACGAUAAACACGAUGACAAAUCGAGUCGAUACAAAGAACGUUAUGAUAAAUUCGAUAAAACUGACGGGAAAAGAGAGCGAAAUGACAACAGUUUCGACGCAAAAUUUGUUGAUAACAAGUAUGGAAGACUAAACAAAUUUGAAAAUAGUGAGAACAAGAAAUUCGAAAACAAGAAGGAUAAUCAUGACGAAAUAUUUGAUAGUUUUGAUAUGAAAAGCAGUCACUCGGAAGAAAAGACUAACGAUCGUUUCGACAAGCACAGUGCAGAAGGCUUAAAGAGCGGGGAUAGUAAGAGAGGCCCUUACGGUAAAGAAUUUGAAAAGUUUGAUGGUAAUAUGAUGAGCUCUAGUGAAAAGAAAGCUGUAAAAAGGGACGAUUUAGUGAGACAAAGGUUAGAAGAAAAACCACGUAGAGAUGAUUUUUCCAAUUCUAACCGAAAAUUUGAAGAACGAGGCAGCGAGAAAAAAGAAGCAAACGAACCAACGUCAAGGUCACGACAUACAGGAGAAGGAUCGAAAAGAAAUGUGUAUGGAAAUCAUAGCGAGCCUGGACACUCUCCUGAAAAAGGCCUGGAUCAAAGUUUUUCUCGCUCAACUGAAAAAAUAAAUAAAUAUUCGCCACGCGCACGUAAGCAACUAAACACAGGGGAGAAGAGUCGAAUGGAUAAAAAAGAGUUAGAUCGUAACGGUGACAGUAAAUUCCUAGAAAACUCCAGUGGUGAUCUUGACAGAGAUAUCUCGCGCUCGGGUGAAAGAUUUGACAAAAAUUUAAAAACCUCGAGUAAAAACAUGUCGCGUUCUAACGAAAGGCUGAGUGAAGAACUUUUCCGCUCAAAUAAUAACGAGUUAAAAAAAAGCUCGCACUUGAAUGAAAGAGUGGACAAACCUUCGAAGUAUUCGAGUGAAAAACCUGAAAAGCAUUUCUCGCGGUCAGCCGAAAAAAUUGACAAAAAUUCAACACGCUCAACUGAAAGACUGGAAACAAAAUCUCCACGCUCAAAUAAAAAACCCGAAAACAAUUCCUUGCCGCCUGGUGAAAGACUCGACAAAAACUCGUCACGCUCAACCGAGAAUGUAAACAAAGACUUCCCCCAACCGACUGUGAAAUUUGGUAAUAAGAAUUUUACUGGUUUAAAUGAAGAACUGGACAAGAGUUUAUCCCGCUCUAAUGAGAGGCUAAACAAACAUAUUUCACGUGCACAUGAAAGGUCAAGUAAAGAUUUAUCGCAUCCUAACGAAAAGAUGAAUGAAGGUUCUCUAAAUAACAGACAUAAUAAUUUAUCACAUCCGAACGAGAGGGUGGAUCACUCUUCAGCGCAAUCGAACGAAAAAUUUGAUACGCGUUUAUCCCAUUCCAACAAAAAAUCGAAUAAAGACAUAUCAACUACGCAAGACAUUGGUGUAAGACGACAGGAUGAAACUUUUGAUCGAAAUCAAGAAUUGUAUCCUGAUAAAAAUACAUAUAAGAGGUUUGACGACAGAGACAGAAAAGAUGAUUUUUCGAUGAAAGAAACGGAAAAUGAUUUAAGAAGGUCUGGGAAUAGACAUUUUGAUGAUAGGGCGCCAAAAGAAGCGAAAAGUGAUUUACUGCAAAAAGAUAGAAGUGCGCGGGAUUUUCAUAACAGUGUUGAACCUCUUUCUUCGCUCCAUGAUGAAAGAAAAGAAAGAAAAUUGAAUAAAGAAAAAGAAGAAGACAAAUCGAAAGGGAGAUUUCAAAAUAAGGAGUUGGAUCAUGCAAAGCAAAACACGCCCGAAUAUUAUCAAGUGGAUAGAUUGUUUGACUCUGCACGAUCAAGUAAAAAGCCAAAUGUUGCUGUUGCAGAAUCUUCUACUACUGAUGAAGGAACAAGUCGUAAACCAAAUACCAAAAAAGAAACUGAUAGCAAACGUCCUAAAAAAUCUGGUCCAAUGAAAGCUGAUCUUCCUUUAAGUGCAGUCACAAAGACACCUGUGAGAAAAAACCAAGACAUACAAAGGCGACCUUUAUCUGGUUCAUUGAGGCAAAAGUCAAAAUCUUUUACUAAUAUAAGUAACAUCAAACCGGCUUCACCGCGACUGCAAUCUCCCGGAAGUGAUACAACCGAAGUGCAGAAUUUGGACUCAGUUGCACUGCGUGAGCAGAUAUACUAUGAUUGGCUGCAAAGAAAAAAAUCAUCGGAUCAAAUUGUUCGAAAAUCAUCCGGAAGAAAGAAAAAGGAAGAAGAAGAAGAAAAUGAAAACAAAGAACGGGAAAGAAAACUUUUGGCUCAAAAAUCUUAUGAUGCUUGGAACGAGAAAAAAAUUGAAAUGUUGAAAUCAAAAAAAGAUACUGAGAAAACAAUAAAAAGUACUGAAAAAGAGAAAUUAGAAGAACAACAACAACGUAAACAAGACGCAAAGAAAUUUUUCGAAUCGUGGAAAGAGCAAAAAGACCAAAUGUUAAAGGAGCAAAACAGAAAUAAGCUAAAAACAGAAAAAGAAAGGAAGAAGAAAGAAUUUGGAGAUAAAGUUGAGCGUUCAGCGGAUGCGCAGAAAACGUUUGAUAAUUGGAAAUCUAAAAAGGAUGAAGUAUUAAAGGAGAAGAAAAGAGCGAAGAAGAAGGAAAACGAAGCUGUUAUGGAGGCAGAGCUUGAGAAAUUAGACCGAAAACAACAAGCUAACAGAGUCUACGAAAGUUGGAAAGAAAAGCGUGCAAAAUCAAAAUCGCGACCAACAAGUGCACUGGUACAGAGGCCCUGGUGUCCAUCAAGUCGCAACGCUGGUCCAAGCGUCAUUCCUGGUGACGUGCAACCUGUUAUUGUGCGCACUGCGCCACCAAGUCGCGUGAGAACAAUGAGCGCUACGGCGCGCUUGCAAAGCAACACGAAGAGAUCGAAAUAAUACAUUCAAAUUCUUUUUUAAAAAUAUUUAAAAUAUGAGCUAUACUACAACAUAUUAUACAUCAUGACAUUAUGUCGUGGUAUUAGUAUGCUUUCAAGGUUAGCGUAAUAAAUAGCUUCUUAUUUUUUUAUGUAUAUAUGUUAAAUUUACUAAAUUGUUGAAUAUAUUUAUGUCUAGAUUA